AUGUCGACCACAGCCACGAUUGUAGCUCCGCCGGAGCCUAAGUACGAAUACUACUUUCGCGACGGCACCAACGACAGUAAACGAGAAAUCUUGACUGGCGAUAAGGCCGUGCCGACAUUUGAGGAAGUACCGGUUGUUGAUAUCGGGAACAUAUUCACUGAUAACUUCGCCAAACGCCUUCAGAUAGCCAAAGAGGUUGCUGAAGUCUGCAAGACUGUCGGGUUCAUGUACAUCAAGAACCACGGCGUUUCGCAAGACUUGAUCGACCAAGUCUUCGAGAUGUCUCGCAAGUACCAUGCACAGCCCCUCGAGGUGAAGAAGGAGCAGGACGUGUAUCAGUCGCCCACACUCCGGGGAUACGAGAUCCACUACACGAAAACCCCCGCGGGCGAAGCAGUGAAGAAGGGAUCUUUCCUGUACAGUUAUGAUCCCGACAAUGAUCCACAACUGCCCAAUCUUACUCCGGCACAACGAGAGCUAUGCAUCGGCAUCCACAACCAAUGGCCGGAGAAGUGGCCUGAAUUCAGAGCCACGAUGCUGAAAUACCAGGCUGAACUCCUGAAGCUAGCUCGCGCCCUGCUUCGGACAUUUGCUCUAGGCCUAGGCGCAGAAGAGAAUUACUUUGAUCCUAUUGUCACCGCACCCUUUGUGAGCAUCAUACUGCAACACUAUGCGCCGAGGGAUCCGCAAGCGGAAGAUCUGGACGCAUUCACCAUCUUGAACCAAGACAUGAUCGGAGGACUCGAGAUUCUGAACAAGAACGGAAUCUACAUCCCAGCAAACCCGAUCCGGGGGACAUUUGUCGUCAACGUCGGGGAUUUCCUGCAACGCAUCUCCAACGACCAAUUCGUGUCCACCGUCCACCGGGUCCGAAACAGCUCGGGCGUGGACCGCUACUCGAUCCCCUUCUUCUUCAGCUUCAAUAUGGACGUUGCAGUACCGGUUAUGCCCGCGUGUACGUCCAAGGACAACCCUGCCAGAUAUGGGCCACGAAACUUGCAUGAAUACACUGCGGAGAGACGUCGACUCAAGAUGGAAACGCACAAGAAAGGAAUCCACGACGCGCUUGGUUGA
This is a messenger RNA of Exophiala spinifera, 1074 nucleotides long. RefSeq lists its product as uncharacterized. NCBI's taxonomy places the organism in Eukaryota, Fungi, Ascomycota, Eurotiomycetes, Chaetothyriales, Herpotrichiellaceae. The transcript is spliced from 5 exons. Bases 1 to 1074 code for a protein of 357 amino acids. The record is from RefSeq and is a predicted model, not a curated record.